Molecule: messenger RNA, 1471 nt
Organism: Calliphora vicina (urban bluebottle blowfly)
Lineage: Eukaryota; Metazoa; Arthropoda; Insecta; Diptera; Calliphoridae
Gene: Stlk
Product: putative serine/threonine-protein kinase STE20-like
Exons: 4
Coding region: 92-1174 (360 amino acids)
Biological process (GO): protein export from nucleus; protein phosphorylation; activation of protein kinase activity
Cellular component (GO): serine/threonine protein kinase complex
Molecular function (GO): ATP binding; protein kinase activity; protein serine/threonine kinase activator activity
Source: RefSeq, a predicted model, not a curated record
CGAGCAUCUAUUUGUAAAUUAAUAUACAAUUUUAUUUAUUUUUAUACAAACACUUGGUUUUGUUUGAUAUAGAGUUUUCUAUUCCAACCAAAUGUCGACAAUGUUUGGCUGGAAUAUACGUGAUUAUGACAUAAAACUAGAACUAGCAAAAUGCUCCAACGGCACAGUGUAUAUGGCAAAAUAUUUGCCCAACGAUCAUCAUGUAGCUUUGAAAAAGUAUCAUUUGGAGAGGACGACCAAAGCGGAGGCAGAGAACAUACGUGAUGAGGUAUUGGCCAUGCGACACUUCAGUCAUCCAAAUCUACACAAAUUCUAUACAACAUUUGUAACGGAGUUUGAUUUGUGCGUAAUAAGUCCACUGAUGUGUUUUGGCAGUUGCCGGGAUACCAUUAGAAAUUGUUUUCUAACAGGCUUUCCAGAGAUUCUUAUAGCAUUGAUAAUGCGUGAUGUGUUGUCGGGUCUGGAGUAUUUACAUCGUCGCGGUUAUAUACAUCGUUCCGUAAGAGCCAGUCACAUAUUGCUGAAUCAAACGAAAGCGGUUUUGACCGGUUUUCGAGAUUGUACUAGCUUUAUGUCACAUGGUGGCCGUGUCACUGCCCUUCACCAACUACCUCCUCACAGCAUACGCAGUUUAAAUUGGUUGGCACCCGAAGUUUUAGAACAGAAUCUUAUUGGUUACACUGAAAAGUCGGAUAUUUACAUGAUUGGCAUAACGUGCUGUGAAUUGGCUAAUGGAGUGGAGCCAUUUGCUGAUUCCCAACCGACAUUUAUGUUUACAGAGAAGAUAAGAGGGAAUGUGCCGACAUUAUUGGAUCGUUCCACUUGCCCAGCCGUGGAUGAAAUGAUAGAAAUCAUUGCCACUGCCAAUAAAACCGAUUCAACCAUAGCUGCCGAAACACAGCAAAUCUAUUUGCAACGCAUGUUUUCCGAUGAAUUUCAUCAGUUCACCGAAAUUUGUAUGGAAAAGAAACCUAGCAACAGAUGGUCGGCCUUAAAACUACUAUCACAUUCAUUUUUCAAACAAUGUCGCCAUAAUAGUAUUUUAGAUGUAACCCAACGUUUCGGCAUGCAAUUAUCGGACUAUGAUCAACUAAGAGAUGAGAGCCUGCAGUUGAAUAAAGAAUUAAAUGAAUUAAACUUAAAUGGUAAUACUAAUUGGCAAUGGGAGUUUUAAAAAUGGAAAAGCGAAUAAAAUUGAUUGAUUUAGUUGUUUUUGUUUUUCUGCUUCGUUUGAAAUAAAAGUAGAUUUUUGUUUUUACAUUAUUAUUACAAAAUUAGUAAAAAAUAUGUUGUUUAUAAGAUGUGUGAAUAUAUUUUUUAAAAAUACAUACAUAUAAUAAUUAUAUAAAAAAAAUUUGAAAAAAAAGUUUAAUACACUUGCGCUAAAAAGAGGCAAUUUUUUUUAAUUAAAUAAUUUUUUUUUUAAAUGCAAACAAGAAAUAAAUUAUUUGACAAAAAAUACUCUACGAAA